GAAGUCAAGAUCAGAUAUCAGGAACGCGUUACAAACCAUGUCUGAUCUAAGGACUAACACGUAGCGGACUCACACUGUAGAGGAGACGUUUUUAGUUCACUAUUUGGAUGGCGGAUAAAGAUUCCGGAGCGUAGAGCGACAUCAAUAAAUAAUUUACAGACCAUGAACUAUGUGGGUCAGUUGGCGGGCCAGGUGUUUGUGCAGGUCAAGGAGCUGUACAGGGGACUCAACCCUGCAACACUGUCUGGAUGUAUCGAUGUCAUCGUGGUCCGGCAGCCCGAUGGGUCCUUGCAGUGCUCCCCCUUCCACGUCCGCUUCGGCAAGAUGGGUGUGCUGCGGUCCCGUGAGAAAGUGGUGGACAUAGAAAUUAAUGGAGAGCCUGUGAGUUUGCACAUGAAGCUGGGAGAGAAUGGAGAGGCCUUCUUCGUUAAAGAGACUGAGAACACAAUGGAAAGAGUUCCAUCAUAUCUUGCAACAUCACCCAUAAUGUCAGUGGGGGCGGAGUUAAUGGAGUCCCAGCUUGGCAGGGGCAGUUCUCGUCACCAUGACACCAUCCCCUGCAGCUCACUUCCUGUCCAGAGCCUGGGACUGCAGCAAAGUGAUGGUGGCAUAACCAAGAAGAGGAGGAAGAGGAGGAGGAAGCCAAGGUCAGAGGCAGGAGGAGGGGGGAGGAGAGAGGAGAGUGAGGAAGAGUUCUCGGAGGACCAGGACAUGUUUACUAUUGACCUGAGCUCUGACGAGGAGAGAGAGAGUGACAACAGAAUCGUGUACGGUGAUCAAAGGUCUACAGCCAACACACACACCGAUUGGAUCCGUUCACAGAGUCAUCUGAUUAAAGAGACUCUCUCCAUCCCUCCACCGUGUGGUCUGUCCAUCUCUUGUCCUCAGCAGACUUCUCACUUUUCCUGCACUGUUAGCAGCCAGGAUGACUCUGGGUCAUCAACACCAAAGAGCGACUCGGAGCUAACCAAUCAAAACAAAGACAACCCUGAGAUGUUGUGGACCUGGGGCGAGCUGCCGCAGGCUGCACAACCGUCCUUCCUAACUUCCCACCAGAAGCAGGAUCCUGUCACAGUGUCCAUCCCAAUGUCUGCCAGCACCCACUUCAGAGCCAUCAAUGACACGGGACCCCCCUCCCUCACUCUCUAUGCUCCCCAGCCAGGGGAGAGCACUGCUCAUGGUGGGGACAAGGACACUGAAGAAAGCAAAAAUGUAGCCAGGCACGGACUAACCACUGGGGACAUGGCUGGAGAUGGACAUGGGAGAGAGGUGGAAAGUGUUGGGCCGUUAUGUGCAGAGAUGGAGGGUUUAACAGCCUGCUCAGUGUCUCCCAGGGUUCUCCUCGAUCAUCUUGAAGAAGGUGGCAAUAGAGGAAGUCCAAUCAAAAGAACUGACUCACCAUCCAAGAGGAAAGAAAAGAGAAGCCAACACCUUGGUGCUGAUGGCAUAUACCUGGAUGAUAUUACAGAGCUGGAGCCUGAAGUAGCUGCUCUCUACUUCCCUAAAAGUGAUGGAGGCAGCAGCUCAAUUAGAGGCGACUCCGAGAUGAUGAUGGGAGUGCGCAGUGACAAUCAGUCCCCACAGUCAGUGGGCAGCAGCGGGAUGGACAGUGGUGUAGACAGUCUGCCCGAUCAAACAGCAGACCUGCCUCAUGUUGCCAUCUCUUUGUGUGGAGGCCUCACUGACAACAGGGAGAUCACAAGAGAGCAGUUCCAGGAGAGGGCAAUUUCCUAUCAGCAGUUCUCUGAAAACCCAACUAUCAUCGAUGACCCCAACCUGGUGGUCAAGAUAGGCAACAAGUACUACAACUGGAACACAGCAGCUCCUGUCAUGUUGGCCAUGCAGGUCUAUCAGAAACCACUGCCGCAGUGUUGGUGUUUGAGUUACGUGUUUUCUGCCUUUGGCCUCUUCUCAUACUGCCUGCCUGGUCUGUUUGGCUCCAGCACCUCCCAACCCGCCUCAGUGGAGAACAUCAUGAAGGAAAAGAUGCCAAAGAAAGGAGGACGCUGGUGGUUCUCAUGGAGGAGCCGGAACAGCGACUCCAAAUCAGAAUCAGUGACUGAUACAGGAGACAGUGGAGAAAGCUCACUCACGAUGCCCUCAGUGAACAGAAUGAAGGAUGAGUCAUCCUCGAGUGAUGAAGACCACACAUCACACAAUCAGGCGCCAGGAUCCUGCCAGUCAGAGCUCCUGAUGAGCUCCGGCAACGUCUGUUAUACGAAGACUCUUCGACUCACCUCAGAACAACUAGCCGGCCUGCAGCUGCAGGAGGGUCCUAAUGAAGUGGUGUUCAGCGUCACCACUCAGUAUCAGGGCACAUGUCGCUGCCAUGGCACGAUCUAUCUUUGGAGCUGGGAUGACAAGAUAGUCAUCUCCGAUAUAGAUGGAACCAUCACCAGGUCGGACACCCUGGGCCACAUCCUCCCCACACUGGGCAAAGACUGGACCCACCAGGGUAUCGCACGGCUCUACCACAAAGUCAGCCAGAAUGGAUAUAAAUUCAUGUACUGCUCAGCGAGGGCCAUUGGCAUGGCUGAUAUGACGCGAGGCUACUUGCACUGGGUCAAUGAGAGGGGAACCAUGCUGCCAAUGGGCCCAGUGCUGCUCAGCCCCAGCAGCCUGUUUUCUGCCUUGCACAGGGAGGUGAUUGAGAAGAAACCAGAGAAGUUUAAGAUUGAGUGUCUCACAGACAUAAAGCACCUGUUCUACCCCAACACUGAACCUUUCUACGCUGCUUUUGGCAACAGAGCUACGGAUGUGUAUUCCUAUAAGGAGGUGGGUGUUCCUCUAAACAGGAUUUUCACUGUCAACCCCAAGGGAGAGCUGAUACAGGAGCAUGCCAAAACCAAUAUCUCCUCUUUUGGGCGUCUGUGCGAGAUGGUCGACCACGUCUUCCCGGUCCUAGCUCGAAAUGAGGGAGCAGACUUCCCCCACCCUGACACCUUUGACCAGUGCAACUACUGGAGCAAACAACUCCCUGAUGACACUAACCAGGAAGAAGACCCACAGCCACUUGAGACAAGCUGAGGAAACCCCAUCAAAUUCAGCAUUCAGGACCCUGCGUUGCAGCUUGUCUUCACGAAGUGUUAAGCCUGCAGCCAAGAAUCAAAGUUAAAGUGUUGAGUAUUUUAGAACUCAUCCAAGAACUGUACAUGAUGAAUGGAUGAAGCUCUGUCGCUCCUUCAAGGAUCAAAUACUUCACUUCAGUAACUAUGACUACUGAUUCAAAGUAAAUGAAUGUGUUUUCAAUAUUCCACAUAUUAAAAAAACAUCUUGCCAUCAUUCAACAUUAAACAGUGAGAACACAAGCAGACCUAAAGGUUCAUUACAAAAAUGACUACUAUGUCAGAAAAGGGGAAAGUAAAAAAAAUCCCUGAUGAAUUUUACCAGCUGCUUGAAUGAACUGAUGGCUCAGAGUCAGGACUCACAUAUCACACAUAUGCAAGUGCACCAACUCACAGACACACACACAAGACACACACUUAAGUAAAACUUGUAAAGCCAUUACGUAGACAAUGCACGACAUUGCAGAGCAAAAGUACAAUAUCGCUCAUUACAUGUUUUUCAGAUACCUUAUGCAGUGCAUCCACUGCACGGUACGACUCAACUCACUUUUUGUACCAUUCUGUAUUUAAUUUUCCACUACAGAUAGUACCCCCCUCAGUGUAGGCGGAAGAGUAGAGUAUCAUCUGCACUUCAUUGAUCAUACUUUUGUUAAACAGAAAAAUACAAGUGUAAACUUUCUGAAUCCAAGGUUCUCUCUUUCAAUUAAUUAAGAUUAUCUAAAUUGUGUUGGCAGCUCAUACAAUACACACUUCAUUCAAACUCAAAAGACACAAAAUAAAACUUCCCAAACCUCUUAGUCUUUCCACUGUUCCAACAACAACCAACUCUCCUUUGGACGAAAUAAAUCCUUAAUUCACAGAGUAUAAUGUAAAAUAUCCUGCUUGGCUACAUGCAGUUUUCUGCCCCUCUCUCUCUACUGUGUCCUGGCUGACAGCAGCAGCUCUCUGUCAGUUUUUGGAGACAGUCCAUUAAAUUUGUAAUAUAAAAUGAUAAAGAAGAAAGCAGCUUGUCAUACAGGAACACUCAUUUUAGUUUUAACAGUCUUGUAAGUCACCAUGUUUCUCAGGCCGGUAACGUGAUAUACCAUAAUACCACCCAACCCUACUUGGAACUGAGGUGGUACCAACCAAAGAUUUUGUUAAUUAAAAAACAAAAAAGAGCAAGAUGAGUUGAAAGCCACACCAUGCAGUGGAGAAAUUGGCAAAAGCCACACCACUCUUCAUUUAAAGCUGCCACACAAAUUCAUUAUUAUUUUUGCACCAAUAUGGUUCAUACGGUUAACUCCAAGAUCUAGGAGGAUAGGAUAAUUCCUUUUUUUUUUUUUACAGAAUUCUAUGCAAAAAAAACCCCCAACUCUUAUCUUAGAAAAAUCAAAAGUUGACCAAUCAUUGGGUGACGUUUUCUAAAAUGUAAGCACUUACCCUGUAAAAUACAUAAGAAAUUAUUUUGCUGAAAUUCUGCUGCAGAGAAUCCUGAGAAGCAGCCCUUCCAGAUUGCCUACACAGCUGGCUUCUACAAUUGAUUAAUAAAAUAUAAAUUACAUAUACAAUUCAGCUUUUCAAAUCUGGCACAUCACUCCUUAUUUACAUAUAUAUAUAUAUAUAUAUAUAUAUAUAUAUAUAUAUAUAUAUAUAUAUAUAUAUAUAUAUAUAUAUAUAUAUAUAAAAUCUUGUUUAGAAAAGAUUACUGGCUUUUAAAAAAAUCCAUCCUAACAGCGUAUUUAGCCUACCAAAUACUAAGAAGAGGCUCAGAAUCUUGUUUGAAGUUUGAUACCUGGUCCAGGUAUGUGGCUGUCAUCAGCUUUUCUGACCUCAAGUGCAAUAGAUACAGUACAACACCACACUACGUUACAGGAAAAACCACUCAAGAUGCAAAAAUAGCAUAGGUAGUGUAUUCAGUCAUAUUUCUGUGCCAAACUCCUUUGCAGGUCCAGUUAAAUGUGUGUGGUCUUCUGACCGUGCUACUGUGAAAGAUGUGGCUCUGGCACAUUUUCUAACUUGUGUUUAGUGACAAUUCUCAAGACAAAUGCAGUACAAUGCAAAUAACUUCAGUCUGUGUUCUUUCUGUCUGUUUUUAUACGUACGUUAACACCAGUGAUAUGCUAGAAUGUAGUUUAUAAAUCACUCAGAGUGUAUGUUAUUAUAACAACUAAUGCUCAUCAAUGCAAUUACUGUAGAAGCCCUUACAGGGCUCUAUGGUCAUAUAUUUUAUUUUUAUUUUUUAAGUUGUUACUGAACAGAUCAGCAUACCUUAUGUACAGAACUCAUCUGUAAAGGAGAAUUACUGAAGUACAUAUAUGUAACGUAAGGUUUUUUCUUCACAAACACAUGUAUGUUUUUGUCAUUUGUACAUAUUUGUUAUCAGAUGUUUAUGUUUUCAUCCAUUGAUCAAAUAACAUCUUCUGUAAUACAUUCAUGCCAGAUGGAAGAGUUUAUUUUGUAUUACAUGUCUAACUUAAAAUGGGAGAAACCACUGUAAAUAAUGAGUAACAGUAAUUUUUGUGACCAUAUGAAGUGAACUCUAAAAAAGAAAAAGCUCUGAUAAUCUUUUUGAGAGCUGAUAUAUUGUCUAAAAUGCUUUGUUACUGGUGCUCAUUGAAAUUAUUUUAUGUUUUACUAUGAAUCGAUUUUUUAAUCAGUUUCAGCAUCGGAGUACAAACCUGUACUUAAAGAAGGUACCACAUAAAACCUCCUCUAUCAAACAUAUUUAAAAAGCUGUAAGCAGCUUUGAAUGCCUUCAAGAAAUCAAGUUGCUACUUCCCUCCAGAUUUUAAAUCACCUGACAAACAAAAAACAACAAAACAAAUUAAUCCUCAAAGUAAAUCACCAGACUUUAGUUAGACUUUAAUUUCUAGUCUAAUAUUAAUGUGUCCUAUUUGAAAAUCAAAAUGCCUGAAUCCUGUGAUUGAUUGUGAGUGUGUCAUAGUGAUCUGUACUCUGUGUGCAUAGGAUAGAUAUGUCUGAUGCUAUACUGUGAUUGACUGCCUAAAGAAACUAAUGAGGAAUUAACCUUUAAUCUAAAACACUUUGACGUUCACAUGAGUUUGGGGAAUCCAAUGUAAUUUGUGUAAGAAGAAGCGACGCAGAGGAUGCAUGCUGUUGUAAUGCUAAAAUGCAUAUUUAUGUGGAUGUAAUGAUCACUGUCUUGUCACCUGAUCUAGGUAGGAAAGUACUUUAGUAUUAGUAUUGUAAACAUGCACUGACAUGUUAACUUGUAAUUAUUUAAGCCAAAAGCACACUCUGAUCUGUGUGAGGUCACAUUAUUUGAUACUCGAAAGAUCCUUCUGCCUUGUAGUCUUGUAAUUAUCGUAAAGAUCUCCUAAUUGUAUAAUGAAAUAUGAAAAUCAGAAGAAAGAGGGGAUUUUUCUUCUUCAUGAACAUAAUGCUCUUCCCAUUUUUUUUGAAGUAAAUCAUCUGUUUGGUGAUUAUCACCUGAUUCUUUCUGUGAAAGAUCUAUUAAAAGUCUUGAUCAGUUCUGCAGUCUGCCUCUGUAUUGACAUGGAUGUUGACCCAGUUUUCUGUCCCAUAUAAAGAUUAUGUUCAGGGCGCUAUGAAGCAGCCCGCUGAGCAGUGUACAGUGCAAGCUAUUGUUGACAGUGUGGGUUGAAAAAAUCUGUGCAAUGGACACAUUUCAAUAAACUCGAAGGUGAUUGCUA
Centropristis striata (black sea bass) is the source of this 6721-nucleotide messenger RNA. RefSeq names its product lipin 1a (gene lpin1a). Gene Ontology annotation, molecular function: transcription coactivator activity; phosphatidate phosphatase activity. Gene Ontology annotation, cellular component: nucleus; mitochondrial outer membrane. The coding region runs from base 163 to 3027 and encodes 954 amino acids. The record is from RefSeq and is a predicted model, not a curated record. Gene Ontology annotation, biological process: fatty acid catabolic process; triglyceride biosynthetic process; positive regulation of transcription by RNA polymerase II. NCBI's taxonomy places the organism in Eukaryota, Metazoa, Chordata, Actinopteri, Perciformes, Serranidae. The transcript is spliced from 24 exons.